ACGACACCUCCAUCUCCACUCCAUCGUCGUCGUCUCGAAAGCCGAAACCUUGAUUCGCUAUAUAUCGACGUGUUGUUUGCGUUAACAAUUACCACAUUUUCGAUUUUUAUUUUCGUUGAGUUACACUCAUCCAAACUAAUCUCAAGAAUAUGAUUAUGCUACACAGCGGAUAGGCUUCAGUAUGUUUUUUACACCAUAAAAGAAUAGAAAGAAAAACGCGCAAGACGAAGACGCAGAAAAAGCAAGAAACACACAACAGACAAACGAAAUGUUAACUCGUUACAUCAUCGUGAUCUCGAUAGUACUGGCAUCGGUGGCUGGUCAACAGUAUUCCAAUUCCUAUUCCAAUUACUACGAGGACACCCACAAUUCGUUCAAUUCGAAGGGAGUCUGCACCAUCAACGGUGAAGUAUUUUAUGGCAUCGAUUGCUGGUGCUACAGCAACAAAGUCGGUACGGUUUUCUUUACCAUUUUGAUUGUCCUGCUGGUGGUGUUCUUCUUCAUCAACGGAUGCAUUUGGGCGUGCAUCAUUCAAUGCUACAAGUCGUUCCGUGAUCGAGGGAAUGGGGAUGAUGAUUUUAGAGAUAUUGGCAGCAUACGAUCGUCGAUAAGGACGAGGUCGUCGAUGAGAAAGAGUGAUAUUGAGACGCCGAUUAAUUAAAGUGGAUGAUUUGGGGAAGGUGUGGUGUCGCAGUUUCAUUGAGUGUUCAAAUUUUUAGUUUUUUUUUUACUCUCUUUUGUUAGAAAUUAAAUUUUGAUUUUUGUGCUAUUGUGUUCGGUAUUAUAUAAUAUUAUGAAGAGAACUUGUUUUGUUGAAGUGGUUUGAUGAAAUCGACGAAUGAAAUCAUCGUUUCAAUUAAAUUUUUUUGUUUAUUUGUUUAAACGAGCUAACGCACCGAAAAAAUUUCAGAUUUGAUUUUAGCAAUUUGUAAAACUAAAGUUUAGUGGGAGUAUGCUACCUAUCAAUUUACAUCGACGUGUCGAUUCCAGACGAAGAAUCUCCGAAUUUUUUUUUCAAAUAAAUUUUUUUU
Molecule: messenger RNA, 1031 nt
Organism: Bradysia coprophila
Lineage: Eukaryota; Metazoa; Arthropoda; Insecta; Diptera; Sciaridae
Source: RefSeq, a predicted model, not a curated record